CUUCCUUCCCCUCUCUGAUCCACUGCUGUGGGAGGGCGCGCCUCUGUCGUUCAGAACACACGUACACGUACAAGGCGGUGAGGAGCCAGAGGAACCAAGAGAACCAGAGGAACCAGGAGAACCAGGAGAACCAAGAGAACCAGAGGAACAAUGGGCGUCAAGCUGUACUACACUACCGUUACUGCCUCACGGAUGGUAAAGUCUCAGCAGGCAGAAGUGAUUCGGAUCCUCGAAAGUAAAAGCAUCAAGUACGAGCUCAUCGACAUCUCUGUUGGUGUGGAGCUGCGUGACGAAAUGAGAAGCAAGGCAGGGGACACAGCGGCGGUCCCUCCCCAGCUUUUUAAUGAGGACCAAUACUGUGGGAACUAUGAAAUGUUUUCGGAGGCGGUGGAAGCCGACACAGUGGAACAGUUUCUGAAGCUGGCGUGAGGAGGUUGAAGUGUAAUUCUCCAUCUUAACCCCAGCCGACACCCCACCCACCCACUCACUCACCCACCCUGCGCCCUGAUGGCGACCCCUUAUUCACCAGUGUCCACACACUUUCAAUGCCAUAAUGAAGAAUGCCAAAUAUCUUGUGUUCAGCAAAUCAGAAGACACACAUUCCCUUUACUGCACCAUUAGACUCCAAAACAGUCUUAAUCUCUUUUAUUUCUACCUGUUGUUGUAUUUUCUUUCUUUCUGUUCUGUUUUGAUUCCCUUCCUGUCGGACAGACCAGUGUUAACAAGUGCUCCUAGUCCACUAGGAGUCAAUGGGAUGUCUAGAUGUGCGGUAAUUAGUUCGACUAAUCAUGGCCUCGGCCACAUGAUCGCUGGAGAUUAAACUAAUCCACUGGAUGACAACAUUCAACCCCUCCUGAUCCUCUGCAGACCAAACACACACAUCAUCACUCAGUCUUAAAUACCUUGUGGUUUGUUUUUUUCUGUAGCCUUCAAGUUCCCAUGUUGUGCAUGACUGCACACUAUGUGCACCUCACAUGGAUGCAAAUGCAAACAGAAGUAGCAAGGACCAUGAUGUCCUUAAACCCAUCUAGUGAUGAAUUAUUGCAGCUAAAUUAGGCUUUUUUUGGCAUUAAUGCUGAUUUUUGUAUUAUUUCGGUCCAGUGGUUGCCUACUGCAGUAUGUGAUGAGAGGUGGUCAUCCACUUUAGCACAGUGAGGUCUUGUGCUGACAUUAAAAAUACAAGUUACUUUACUGUAACUAGCACAUUAAAAGUCCCCUGUGGAGUUUCUUUGUUUAACAAAUCUAUGUUUACAUUUACUGAGCACUUGCAUGCAAGCUUUCCUUUAAUGCUUGCCUGGGCAUGCCUGACCAUUGGUGCUGGCGAGAUAUUCACAACAAAAAAAAAAACAAUCACUGUCUCUUGCUCAGGCACACAACAUGUAUUUUAUUCUUGCUCACACGACAUGCUAGAUGUCCACGUAAUGCUAAAUGGAAAUACAUGGGAAAUUAACUCGACUGAACUCAAACUGACAGUAGUGUGUAUUGCACGACCGACAAAACAGGGACCUAUGUGUAAAUAUGUUGCUCCAUGAUGCCUGUAGAACUCCACAGGGUUACUUUUGGUAGAAGAAUGGUUAUUGGCUUUAGUAAUAAGUGCUGACUCAGGCUGUAGUCACCAUUUCGUACAAAGAGGUCAUGCCGCAUAUAUUUUCUUUAACCAUACACAGUAGGUUUAUUCCAGUGUUACAUACACAAACAAAAAACAAAUUCAGUAUCUUCUCCCUCAAGUUUUAUUCAGUGUGGGGGAAAAAAACAUUUAGAUCUUCAUGUAAGGGAUUACAAUUUAUGGAAAAUUUAUGAAUUAAAUGAAAAAUCCAAAGGUUGUCUGGGCAGACCUUUGCUCAGGGGGAUGGGGUUUCAGGCUACAGUCCUGUUAAUUUCAAAAAAUGUUGGAUUUGGCGACUGAACACUCCUUAGAUAUAUUAUAAUGGUGUCUGGUGAACCAAAAACAUUUCAGUAAUUAGCUGCCCUAUGUUCACAUGCAGUUGAGCAGCAUGACAGUUGGUGCCAAUAUAAUAUAUCUGUGAUGUGAUUCUGCAGGUGAUUACUCACUGUGGGAUUAGCACUUAGCUAAGAUCUUCUGCGUUUUCAAUAAUUUUACUGUACAACUAGACAGCUCCAUUUCACCAGUGGGUGCUCCAUGUUGGCGACUGACAGAGUGAAAGCGCCACAAGUUUAGAAAGGACCAUUUCAUGGCGAGGUUAAACAAUUGGAGUGAGAAGAUGUGAAUUAUCUUGCUUUCAACUACAUAGCUUUGUUCCUUCCUCUGUUUAUCACCUUGUUUCAGUUCCACUGACUGUUCCGGUGCAUGAAGAUGCAGUUAUGUGACUAUGCACCCGAACCCUUCCUCAUUCUGAACAGAAAUAAAGGUCAGAGCUGUGUUGAGAUUGACCUGACUCAGUCUUACCAGCCUUAGGGAACACUCAUCACAUGGGAAAAAUGAAGGCUUCACUAAUCUGUGCUUUUUUUAUGCAUUUGUGUUUAUUCAUUUGAUUGAUCUCAGUUGAAAUAUUAUGUUCAUGUAUUUGUCUUGUGUCUUUUUAAAAAUCGAGAACAAAUUUUCUUCUCUUACUCGUAACACCUGUCAAACCCCUCGAUGUUCUCAUGAACUUGUUGUCAAGGUUUGGGAUCCCCAGUAAUGGCAGCCUACAAACACACAGAAACGUUUGUGCACUGUUCUGUAAGUUGAUGGUUGUGGAUGUUUGCCUGUAACUGGUGUGUAUUCACUAUGAAUCAUGUUUUAGACAUUCCAUGUCUCUCUCUGAGCUCCUGCUUCGCUUUUGGACCAAUUCCCCUUGGCCAAAAAAAGAACAAAUUAAGGAAUAAAAUGCUGUUGUCUUCCAAGAAGAUUGUGAAAAGUGAUUUAUGGGUUAAAGAAAAAUAAAUUGGAGUUGAAUCUA
Messenger RNA from Paralichthys olivaceus (Japanese flounder), 2900 nucleotides. It is a transcript of the gene sh3bgrl3, whose product is annotated as SH3 domain binding glutamate-rich protein like 3. Gene Ontology annotation, cellular component: cytoplasm. Lineage: Eukaryota; Metazoa; Chordata; Actinopteri; Pleuronectiformes; Paralichthyidae. The record is from RefSeq and is a predicted model, not a curated record.